This is a messenger RNA of Physeter macrocephalus (sperm whale), 1974 nucleotides long. RefSeq names its product dihydrouridine synthase 4 like (gene DUS4L). Gene Ontology annotation, molecular function: flavin adenine dinucleotide binding; tRNA dihydrouridine synthase activity. The record is from RefSeq and is a predicted model, not a curated record. Gene Ontology annotation, biological process: tRNA processing. The transcript has 10 exons. Lineage: Eukaryota; Metazoa; Chordata; Mammalia; Artiodactyla; Physeteridae. Bases 731 to 1525 code for a protein of 264 amino acids.
GCUGUCCUGGAGAUUGCAUUGUGCUGCAGCUGGUGCACCGACGCUGGCCGGCAGCGGCGCGGGGCCCAGAGUAGGUGGGCGCCGAGGGCCCAGCGCACCAGGGAAGCCGAGGUCGUGGGGCCGGCGCUUUCUUCCGUCUCCCGCCGCACUCCUGGGGCUGGCGGCGUUCCCUGGGCGGAAGAGCAGUUUCAGCCACGUGUCCUGAGCGACGCCAGACUUUUCCUUGUCACAAAUUGAUGGAUUUUCCAUCUCUCAACUAACAGUAUUGGAGCUGUAAAAUCAUCAGGUACCACUUAGUUGACACACCUGCAGGAGAUGGAGAGUGAAGGACAAGCCCCAAGUUUCUGACUUGAGUGUGUAGGGCUGGACGGUGAUGGCAUAACCAGGAUCUGGAAUGCAAGGGAGAUGAGACAGAUUUGAAAGAAAUCUGUAUUCGUGAAGAGUGACUGCAUGCAAACCACAACAUGUCAAGAAAGAAAAAAAGAUCCAAUAGAAAUGCUUCAUUCUGGGCAGCUGGUAAAAGUCUGCGCCCCGAUGGUGCGAUAUUCAAAGGAUUAAAGCCCCAGCUCCCUACCUGGCCUUCUCUAACACCACCGUGGAGGGGUGUUGGAGAACUUCGUGACAGCUUUGCAACGGUACAAGUGUAAGCUCCCCACUCGACCUUCGCUUGUGGAGGUUGGCUUUUAGAACACUGGUAAGAAAAUACAGUUGUGAUCUGUGCUAUACGCCUAUGAUAGUUGCUGCUGAUUUUAUCAGAUCUAUAAAAGCCAGAGACAGUGAAUUUACCACAAACCAAGGUGAUUGUCCAUUGAUUGUUCAGUUUGCUGCUAAUGAUGCAAGAAUUUUAUCUGAUGCUGCUCGUAUAGUCUGUCCUUAUGCGAAUGGAAUAGACAUUAACUGUGGUUGUCCUCAGAGGUGGGCAUUGGCAGAAGGUUAUGGAGCUUGCUUAAUAAACAACCCAGAGCUUGUUCGAGACAUGGUGAAACAAGUAAGAAAUCAAGUGGAAAAUCCCAGAUUUUCAGUAUCUAUUAAAAUAAGGAUCCAUGAUGACCUUACAAGAACUGUAGAUCUUUGUCGAAAGGCUGAAGCAACAGGGGUUUCUUGGAUUACAGUCCAUGGAAGAACUGUUGAAGAAAGACAUCAGCCAGUUCACUAUGAGGCCAUUAAAAUAAUUAAGCAAAAUAUGUCUAUACCUGUAAUUGCUAAUGGAGACAUCAGAAGCUUAAAAGAAGCAGAAAAUGUGUGGCAUAUUACUGGGACAGAUGGUGUGAUGGUUGCAAGAGGACUCUUAGCCAACCCGGCCAUAUUUGCUGGAUAUGAGGAAACCCCGCUGAAAUGCAUCUGGGACUGGGUUGACAUUGCUCUUGAACUUGGAACUCCUUAUAUGUGUUUCCAUCAACAUUUAAUGUACAUGAUGGAAAAGAUAACUUCGAGGCAGGAAAAAAGAAUAUUUAAUGCUUUGUCAAGCACAUCAGCAGUCUUAGAUUACCUUACAGACCAUUAUGGGAUUGACUGGACUUCCUAAGUUAUUUUCUAUCUUUAGUGAAACCACCCAGGGUCACAUCUUGGUUUUCACUUUGAAUCAGUGGCUCUCAAACAUUAGUAUAAAAACAAUGCCCUGACAGAAUUUUUAAAAGUCAUUCCUAGACCAUAUCCUCAGAGAUUCUGAUUCAGUAAAUCUCUAGGGUGGACCCAAAAUUUAGUUUUAAAGAAGACCCCAGGUGGUUCAAACAUUGACAAACAUUGCUCUGAAUCCUAUUAUGGAUUUAAAACCGUAAGAAUUUUUUUCUUAAAGGAAUCAUGUUUUUAACAUUUUUAAAUAAAUAAAACUUUUUAUUUUGAUACUAAAAGUAUGACUCAUGGUAUCUGUAAGUUAACAUUAGGUAUGUUUUAAAUGAAAAUAAGAGCAGAAAAGUGAACAAAUUCCAACAUCUGUAUAAAGUGAAAAGGAACAAGAAAUUCUGUAUAGAAUGC